AUGGAACGAGCUGUGAAAGUGUACACGGUCUGCGAUGAAUCCAGAUACAUGCUUGUCAAGAACGUCCCGGCGCUGGGUUGUUCCAGCGAGCUUCUACAAUUGCUUGGAAGUUUUGGCCACAUUGAAGAGUACUUGCUCCUGGAUGACGAAGAAUGCGAGCCUUACACCGACGUAUACUGGAUCAAGUUCGCUGAUAUCGCCCACGCACGAGCUGCGAAGAGAAACCUGGAUGAUUUCCAGUUCUUUGGCAACCUGUUGCAAGUGAGCUACGCCCCAAAGUACGAGAGCUUGGCGGACACCAAGCACAAACUAGAAGCGCGCAGACUGGACGUCGUGGAGAGAAAAGCUGUUCUCAAGGACGUGGAUGUGAAUAAACGAUUGCGCCUCCAAACAGGACUGCUCGAUCCUCUCGACGUUACACCGCUAGAAAGUUUCCAACCGGAGCCACACUUUCCUCUCUCAGUGGCCUGUGAAGCACCAAUCCCAAAGCACUUCUCCGAGCCAUCGAUGAAUGCUACUGCGAAGAACGUCCGCGAGAAGCUGGAUAAGCUUUCCCAAGCUCCAGCCAAAGGCCAUGAAGAUCUCGUCAAGCCAGCCCCGAAGAAACCACGACGACGGAUAUGAAAACUGCGUGUCACCAUAGCUAGCGUCUGGAGCGCAUGGAGAUCGCAAGAACCUGUCUCAAUGCCAAUGCCA
Molecule: messenger RNA, 696 nt
Organism: Selaginella moellendorffii
Lineage: Eukaryota; Viridiplantae; Streptophyta; Lycopodiopsida; Selaginellales; Selaginellaceae
Product: RNA-binding protein 48
Exons: 7
Coding region: 1-624 (207 amino acids)
Cellular component (GO): nucleoplasm
Molecular function (GO): RNA binding
Source: RefSeq, a predicted model, not a curated record